This is a messenger RNA of Megalobrama amblycephala (Wuchang bream), 1499 nucleotides long. Its product is annotated as gastrula zinc finger protein XlCGF8.2DB-like. The transcript has a single exon. Gene Ontology annotation, cellular component: nucleus. Gene Ontology annotation, biological process: regulation of transcription by RNA polymerase II. Gene Ontology annotation, molecular function: DNA-binding transcription factor activity, RNA polymerase II-specific; RNA polymerase II transcription regulatory region sequence-specific DNA binding. Bases 516 to 1436 code for a protein of 306 amino acids. Lineage: Eukaryota; Metazoa; Chordata; Actinopteri; Cypriniformes; Xenocyprididae. The record is from RefSeq and is a predicted model, not a curated record.
AGGGUUGGAGCUAAACUCUGCAGGACAGUGGCCCUCCAGGAGCAGGAUUGGAGACCCCUGCUAUAGACGGUAAUGGGCAACUCUGGUCCCGGAAGGCCAAUAUUCUGCAGAAUUUAGCUCUAUCCUUGAUCAAACACACCUGUAAAAUGUAACCCAACCCCAAAAAUUAACCCUAACUUCACUCUGCUAGACAGUGGCCCUCCAGGACCAAAGCUGCCCAUCGCUGAUCCAUAGGAUAGGGCAGAGGUCUCCAAUCCUGCUCCUGGAGGGCCACUGUCCUGCAGAGUUUAGCUCCAACCCUAAUUAAACACACCUGAACAAGCUAAUCUAGGUCUUACUAUAGGCAAGAAAAUUCCAAGCAGGUGUGUUGAGGCAAGUUGGAGCUAAACUCUGCAGGACAGUGGCCCUCCAGGAGCAGGAUUGGAGACCCCUGGGAUAGGGUAUAGAGCAUACAUGUUGUUGGUUAUGAUGCUUUAAAUUUCUAAAUUGUUUUGUCUAUUUUUGACCUAGACCUGAUGGCACUGAAAGAGGCGAGCCAUGAACUUAAUGAAAGCAAAGAAGAAAAAGACCACUAUGAUAAACUUCAUGAUUUCAUGACUGAAGAAAGAUCAACACAGGAUAAUACGACUUCCUCACAAAAAAAAUCUCAAAAGUCAGGAACUAAACGUUAUUUCACCUGCCAACAGUGUGGAAAGAGUUUCACACAUAAAGGAUACCUUAACGUCCACAUGAGAAUUCACACUGGAGAGAGGCCUUACUCCUGCCAACAAUGUGGAAAGAGUUUUUAUCAACAAGGAAGCUUUAAAGUCCACAUGAGAGUUCACACUGGAGAGAAGCCUUACACCUGCCAACAGUGUGGAAAGAGUUUGAGUGGAAAAGGAAACCUUAAAGUCCACAUGAGAAUUCACACUGGAGAGAAACCUUACACCUGCCAACAGUGUGGAAAGAGUUUCCCUCAGAAAAAACACCUCAACAAGCACAUGAGAGUUCACACUGUAGUGAAGCCUUGCAUCUGCAAACUGUGUGGAAUGAGUUUCACUGAAAAAGGAAAACUUGAGGUCCACAUGAGAGUUCACUCCGGAGAGAAGCAUUACACCUGCACUUUGUGUGGAAACGGCUUCACACGGGAACAAAGCCUUAAGGAACACAUGAAUAUUCACACUGGAGAAAAGCCUUUUACAUGUGAUCAGUGUGGAAAGAGCUUCAGACGUAAAAUUACCCUUAAUUACCACAUGAGAAUUCACACCGGAGAGAAGCCAUUCACCUGCCCACAGUGUGGACAGAGUUUCAGACAUAAAGGAAACCUUAAAGUCCACAUGAGAUCUCACACUGGAGAGAAGCCAUUCAUAUGUAGCCAGUGUGGAAAGAGUUUCAGAUUUAAAGAUAACCUUAAGUGUCACAUGAAGAUUCACUCGAGAGAGAACUGUUCAAGUUGACAUUGUACCGAAAUCUGAUUUUUUCAUUCACAAAAAAUAUUAAAACUUAUUUCCACCUCUCUA